Messenger RNA from Solanum tuberosum (potato), 1902 nucleotides. RefSeq lists its product as uncharacterized. Gene Ontology annotation, molecular function: zinc ion binding. Bases 1 to 1902 code for a protein of 633 amino acids. The transcript is spliced from 2 exons. NCBI's taxonomy places the organism in Eukaryota, Viridiplantae, Streptophyta, Magnoliopsida, Solanales, Solanaceae. The record is from RefSeq and is a predicted model, not a curated record.
AUGGCCGAACAAUGUGGUUAUGACAAGGAGUCUGUGGUGUUCUGGCACAAGUAUGGUUUAACCCUUUAUAAGGUUCGGUUAGUUGGUAGCAACAUUGAAGUAGCUAAAUUUGCUACUUGCAUUCCAAAGGAUAGAGUGAUUGAGAUAUAUUUUGAACAUUUGAAUUUCUAUCAUGAUGAUCAUCAACAUUGCGAGAAGACGGGAAUGGAUUCUUUGCCAACAAGUGAUACAGAAGCAAAUAGUGAUGAUUCUCAUGAUGAUGAUUUUGAAGAUUUUGAUUAUUCAUUAGAGGAAGAUGAUAUAUUAUUUUCUAAAUAUAUUGAUCCUUCUGCUGAAUCUUUUGGGAUCAAUAUAAAUCAGCGACAUGAGAAAAAUGAUGAAAAUCAAGAUUAUGUAAAUGAAAAGAUGCGGAAUGUGGAAGGUGAUUCAGAUUGUGUAGAUUCUGAUGAUACAGGGAGUUUAAAUAGUGAUUGCAAUUUUGAAAAUGAAGAUUCUAACUUUCCGAAGCACAAUCCAAAAACGAAUGCCCUUAAUCCCAAAUUGGAGUUGGGAAUGAUAUUCGGUAACAAGAAAGAAUUCAAAGAAGCUGUGAUUGCAAAUCAAGCCAAAAUAGGAAAGUCAAUUGAGUGGAUCAAAGAUGACAGAAGAAGAGCAAGGGCCAAAUGUAGGAAAAAUGGAUGUAACUGGAGGAUAUUGGGUUCAUCGAUGCAAAGGGACACAUCUUUUCAAAUAAAGACGUUUGUCCCCAAGUAUACUUAUUUUGGGUGGAAUUAUAACAACAAAAAUAUCAAUUCCAGUUGGAUUGCAAGGAGGUAUGUUGAUAGAGUUAGAUCAAAUAAGAAUUGGAAAACAUUAGAAUUUAGAGAUACAUUAAGUAGGGAAUUACGGCUACAUGUAAGUAUGCAUCAAGCAAGAAGGGCAAAGGAAAAGGCUAUUGUAAUGAUCGAUGGAGAUAUAAAUGUUCAGUUUAGUAUAUUAUGGAAUUAUUGCAAUGAAAUUGUUCGAACCAAUCUUGGGACUUCCGUUUUCCUGAAAGUAACUCCAAAUGAGAUACCUAACAAGUUGAUGAGAUUUCAAAGGUUUUAUAUUUGUUUUGCAGCAUGUAAAGUAGGAUUCAAGGCUGGUUGUAGGAAGAUUGUUGGGGUCGAUGGGUGUUGGCUGAAGGCCACCAUGUAUGGGGCACAGUUAUUAUCAGCGGUUACUUUGGAUGGAAAUAACAACAUCUUUCCAAUAGCUUAUGCAAUAGUUGAGAAGGAAAAUAAGGAAACAUGGUGUUGGUUUUUAACAUAUUUAAUGAACGACCUUGAAAUUGAAGAGCAAUACCUGUGGACUUUUAUGUCAGAUAAGCAAAAAGGGCUCAUUGAAGCUUUUGAUUUAGUGUUGCCUGGUGUUUCUCAUAGAUUUUGUGCUGCUUCAGCAACAACUAUUGACAGGUUUGAUGUUUGUAUGACUGAUUUGUUUGAAUUAGAUAAAGAUGCUUAUGCAUGGCUUUCUGCUAAAGUGCCUAGUGAAUGGUCAAGAUCACAUUUCUCGCCUCUUCCUAAAUGUGACAUUCUUUUGAACAACCAAUGUGAGGUUUUUAAUAAGUUUAUUCUUGAUGCAAGAGAUAAACCAAUUGUUAAACUUCUGGAGACCAUUAGGCACUUACUCAUGACAAGAAUUAAUUCUAAUAGGGAGAAAGCUGAAAAAUGGAACUUGAAUGAUAUUUGUCCUACUAUUAAGAAGAAGUUGGCCAAAACUAUGAAGAAAGCUGCUAAUUAUAUUCCCCAAAGGUCGAACAUGUGGAACUAUGAGGUAAUUGGGCCGGUCGAAGGUGAUAAUUGGGCUGUUGACUUAUAUAACAGAACCUGUAGUUGUAGGCAAUGGGAAUUAUCAGGAGUUCCUUGUAAACAUGCUAUAUAA